This is a messenger RNA of Perognathus longimembris pacificus (Pacific pocket mouse), 6989 nucleotides long. Its product is annotated as phospholipid-transporting ATPase ABCA3. The coding region runs from base 699 to 5813 and encodes 1704 amino acids. NCBI's taxonomy places the organism in Eukaryota, Metazoa, Chordata, Mammalia, Rodentia, Heteromyidae. The record is from RefSeq and is a predicted model, not a curated record. The transcript has 34 exons. Gene Ontology annotation, biological process: transmembrane transport; lipid transport. Gene Ontology annotation, cellular component: membrane; intracellular membrane-bounded organelle. Gene Ontology annotation, molecular function: lipid carrier activity; ATP hydrolysis activity; ATP binding.
GGCCGCCCUUUAGCGCUGGACAGCCUCACUGCUGUCACCGUCGGCCUCAGUCUUCCCCCUUCGAGGCAGGGGCGGAACCGGGAGACCGAGGAAGGGAAGCCCUCGGGAGGGCCGCGCCUACUGCCGCCUCUCGGGCGCUGAGGGUCGGACUCAGUGGUGGCAUUUACCAGUGCAUUUGAUAUGCCUGUGAAGGCACAUCGACUGCACUUCUGGGUCAGAGUAGUCACUUUCCAUCCCAUUCCCCAGUCAUGUCAGCGCUCAUGAUGCGUUUGGGCUGGUAUGUGUUUGGAGGCUUAGCAGGGUGCCAGAGAGUCAUGUCCGUAAGCUCUGGGUCCCUCCUGGCAUCCCAUGAGACCUCAGCGUUCCUGCUCCCCAGGGCUACCCUGCUGCACUCCAGGGGCUCGCUGGCUCCACCCUCAGAGUCCUCUGUGUAGCACCACUGCCACCACCAAGCCAGUUCACCUGCAGCCCUGAGGAAGACCCUGCUUCUGCCUGACUCAGCUCUCAGCACAGCACUGAGUGAAGACCAGGCACUCCUCCAGAUCCUUCACCUCCUCUUCACUACUUCUGGGCACCUGCACCUCCAUGCCCGCAGCUCUUGGAACGCAGUCCUGACCUUGGUCAUCUCCAGCUUUACUUGGGCUUAUUCACCUACCUACUUUCCCAACAGCCUGUGCUAGUGCCCCCCUGGAGGGAAGAUGGCGGUGCUGCGGCAGUUGGCACUCCUGCUCUGGAAGAACUAUACUCUGAAGAAGCGGAAGGUUCUGGUGACAAUCCUGGAGCUCUUCCUGCCCCUACUGUUUUCUGGGAUCCUGAUUUGGCUUCGCUUGAAGAUUCAGUCAGAAAAUGUGCCCAAUGCUACUGUCUACCCCAGCCAAUACAUCCAGGAGCUGCCCCUGUUCUUCACUUUGGCCCCACCAGAGGACAGCUGGGAACUUGCCUAUGUCCCUUCCCACAGUGAGGCUGCCAGAACAGUCACUGAGACAGUGAAGAAGGCACUGGAGGUCAACAUAAGAGUGCGAGGCUUUCCCUCUGAGAAGGACUUCGAGGACUACAUUCGGUAUGACAACCACUCCUCCAAUGUGCUGGCUGCCGUGGUGUUCGAGCACGUCUUCAACCACAGCAAGGACCCGCUGCCAUUGGCGGUGAAAUACCACCUACGCUUCAGUUGUACACGAAGAAAUUAUAUGUGGACCCAAACAGGCAAUUUUUUCCUGAAAGAAACAGAGGGCUGGCAUACCAAUUCCCUUUUUCCACUUUUCCCAAACCCAGGACCAAGGGAACCAACAUCCCCUGAUGGUGGGGAACCUGGGUACAUCCGUGAAGGCUUCCUGGUGGUGCAGCAUGCUGUGGACAAAGCCAUCAUGCACUACCAUGCCAAUGCCUCUACACACCAGCUCUUCCAGAAGCUUACAGUGAAGGCAAAGAGAUUCCCUUUCCCGCCAUUCAUCUCAGACCCUUUCCUUAUCGCCAUCCAAUACCAGCUUCCCCUGCUACUCAUGCUGAGCUUCACCUACACGUCUCUCACCAUCAUCCGGUCUGUGGUGCAGGAGAAAGAGAGAAAACUAAAGGAGUACAUGCACAUGAUGGGGCUCAGCAGCUGGCUACACUGGACUGCAUGGUUCCUCAUGUUCUUCCUCUUCCUCCUCAUCGCAGUCUCCUUCAUGACCCUUCUCCUCUGCAUCAAGGUGAAAAAGGACAUAGCGGUGCUCUCAAACAGUGACCCUUCCCUGGUGCUGGUCUUCCUGUUGUGCUUCGCCAUCUCCUCCAUCUCCUUCAGCUUCAUGGUCAGCACCUUCUUCAAUAAAGCCAACAUAGCGGCAGCCGUGGGUGGCUUCCUGUACUUCUUCACCUACAUCCCUUACUUCUUUGUGGCUCCACGCUACAACUGGAUGACACUGAGCCAGAAGCUCCUAUCCUGUCUUCUGUCCAAUGUUGCCACAGCGAUGGGAGCCCAGCUCAUAGGAAAAUUUGAAGCCAAAGGUACAGGCAUCCAGUGGCGAGACCUCCUGAGUCCCGUCAAUGUGGACGACGACUUCUGCUUCGGGCAAGUGCUGGGGAUGCUACUACUGGAUUCUGUGUUCUAUGGCAUGGUGACCUGGUAUGUGGAGGCUGUCUUUCCUGGCCAGUUUGGUGUGCCACAGCCCUGGUACUUCUUCCUCAUGCCCUCCUACUGGUGCGGGAGCCCAAGAACAGUGGUUGGAAAAGAGGAAGAGGACAGUGACCCCGAGAAAGCUCUCAGAACUGAGUACUUCGAAGCAGAGCCAGAAGACCUAGUGGCCGGGAUCAAGAUCAAACAUCUGUCCAAGGUCUUCCGAGUGGGAAAUAAGGACAAGGCAGCUGUCAGAGACCUGAACUUGAACCUGUAUGAGGGGCAGAUCACCGUCCUGCUGGGCCACAAUGGUGCAGGGAAGACUACCACACUUUCUAUGCUCACAGGUCUCUAUCCUCCUACUAGUGGGCAUGUGUACAUCAACGGGUAUGAAAUCUCCCAAGACAUGUCUCUAAUUCGGAAGAGCUUGGGCCUGUGCCCCCAGCAUGAUAUCCUGUUUGACAGCCUGACAGUUGCAGAACAUCUCUACUUCUAUGCUCAGCUGAAAGGCCUGUCACCUCAGAAGUGUCCAGAAGAAGUCAAGCACAUGCUAUAUGUCCUUGGUAUGGAGGACAAGCGGAGCUUGAGGUGCAAGUACCUGAGUGGAGGGAUGAAGCGCAAGCUCUCCAUCGGCAUCGCCCUCAUAGCAGGUUCCAAGUUGUUGAUUCUGGACGAGCCCACCUCGGGCAUGGAUGCCAUCUCCAGGAGGGCCAUCUGGGACCUUCUUCAGCAGCAGAAGAGUGACCGCACCAUCCUACUGACCACGCACUUCAUGGACGAGGCUGACCUGCUGGGGGACCGCAUUGCCAUCAUGGCCAAAGGGGAGCUGCAGUGCUGUGGGUCGUCUCUGUUCCUCAAGCAGAAAUAUGGUGCUGGCUACCAUAUGACCCUGGUGAAAGAACCACAUUGUAAUCCCGAAGCCAUCUCCCAGCUGGUACGCCGCCAUGUCCCCAACGCCACAUUGGAGAGCCACGCUGGGGCUGAGCUGUCCUUUAUUCUUCCUAAGGAGAGCACACACAGGUUUGAAAGUCUCUUUGCUAAACUGGAAAAGAAGCAGAAGGAAUUGGGCAUUGCCAGCUUUGGGGCCUCUGUUACUACUAUGGAAGAGGUCUUCCUCCGGGUCGGUAAGCUAGUGGACACCAGCAUGGACAUUCAAGCCAUCCAGCUUCCUGCCCUGCAGUACCAGCACGAGAGGCGGGCAAGUGACUGGGCGGUGGACAGCAACCUGUGUGGGGUGAUGGACCCCACCGAUGGCAUUGGUGCCCUCAUCGAGGAGGACCACACCAUGGUCAAGCUCAACACCGGGCUUGCCCUCCACUGCCAGCAGCUGUGGGCCAUGUUCCUGAAGAAGGCUGCAUACAGUUGGCGAGAGUGGAAGAUGCUGGCAGCCCAGGUCCUGGUCCCCCUGACCUGCAUCACCCUGGCCCUCCUGGCCAUCACCUACUCCACAGAGGUCUUUGACGAUCCCCUCCUGAAGCUGAGUCUGGGCGAGUAUGGCAAAACCGUCGUGCCCUUCUCAGUCCCCGGUACCUCCCACUUGGAUCAACAACUGUCGGAGCUCUUGAGAGACAUGCUGCAGGCUGAGGGCCAGGAGCCCCGCGAGGUGCUAGGUGACUUGGAAGAGUUCCUGGUUUUCCGAGCUUCAGUGGAGGGAGGUGGCUUUAAUGAGCGAUGCCUGGUGGCAACAUCCUUCAAAGAUGAGGGAGGACAGACAGUCGUCACUGCCUUGUUCAACAACCAGGCAUACCACUCUCCAGCUACCGCCCUAGCCGUUGUGGACAACCUUCUGUUCAAGCUGCUGUGCGGCCCUCGGGCCUCCAUUGAAGUCUCCAACUAUCCCCAGCCCCGGAAUGCCCUGCAGGUUGCCAAGGACCAAUUUAGCGAGGGCCGAAAAGGAUUCGACAUCGCCCUCAAUUUGCUCUUCGCCAUGGCAUUUCUGGCCAGCACAUUUUCCAUCCUAGCAGUCAGUGAGAGGGCUGUCCAGGCCAAGCAUGUCCAGUUUGUGAGUGGUGCCCAUGUCGCUACUUUCUGGCUCUCUGCUCUGCUCUGGGAUCUCAUCUCCUUCCUCGUCCCUGCUCUGCUGCUGCUGGUGGUGUUUCGAGCCUUUGAUGUGCGUGCCUUCACACGAGAUGGCCACAUGGCUGAUAUGCUGCUUCUGUUGCUGCUGUACGGCUGGGCCAUCAUCCCCUUCAUGUACCUCAUGAGUUUCUUCUUCUCAAGCGCAUCCACAGCCUACACCAGGCUGACCAUAUUCAACAUCCUGUCGGGCAUCGUCACCUUCAUCAUGGUCACUAUCAUGCGCAUCCCAGCGGUAAAGUUAGAAGAACUUUCCAGAACCCUGGAUCGUGUGUUUCUGGUGUUGCCCAACCACUGCUUGGGCAUGGCAGUCAGUAGCUUCUAUGAGAACUAUGAAACACGCCAGUACUGCACCUCCUCAGAAGUUGCCUCCCACUACUGCAAGAAGUACAACAUCCAGUACCAGGAAAACUUCUAUGCAUGGAGCACCCCAGGGGUGGGCAGGUUUGUGACCUCCAUGGCUGCCUCGGGAUGUGCCUACCUCAGCCUGCUCUUCCUCAUUGAGACCAACCUGCUGUGGAGACUGAGGACCUUUAUCUGUGCCUUUCAGAGGAGGUGGACCCUGGCAGAAUUGCAUAGCCGGACUUCAGUGCUUCCUGAGGACCAGGAUGUGGCAGAUGAGAGGAACCGAGUCCUAGCCCCUAGCUUGGACUCCCUGCUUGACACACCCCUGAUCAUCAAGGAGAUUUCUAAGGUGUAUGACCAGCGGGCACCGCUCCUCGCUGUGGACAGGAUCUCCCUUGCUGUCCAGAAAGGGGAGUGCUUUGGCCUUCUGGGUUUCAAUGGAGCUGGGAAGACCACCACAUUCAAAAUGCUGACAGGGGAGGAGACCAUCACCUCAGGGGAUGCCUUUGUCGGAGGCCACAGCAUCAGCUCGGACAUCAAGCAGGUGCGGCAGCGGAUGGGCUACUGCCCCCAGUUUGAUGCCCUGCUGGACCACAUGACUGGCCGGGAGAUGCUGGUCAUGUACGCACGGCUCCGGGGCAUUCCUGAGCGCCUCAUCGACCCCUGUGUGGAGAACACACUGCGGGGCUUGCUUCUGGAGCCACAUGCUAACAAACUAGUCAGGACGUACAGUGGUGGUAACAAGCGAAAGCUGAGCACUGGCAUUGCCCUCAUUGGAGAGCCUGCAGUCAUCUUCCUGGAUGAGCCGUCCACUGGCAUGGACCCUGUGGCCAGACGCCUGCUGUGGGACACUGUGGCCAGGGCCCGGGAGUCUGGCAAGGCCAUCGUCAUCACCUCCCACAGCAUGGAGGAGUGUGAGGCCCUGUGCACGCGGCUGGCCAUUAUGGUGCAGGGUCAGUUCAAGUGUCUGGGCAGCCCGCAGCACCUCAAGAGCAAAUUUGGCAGUGGCUACUCCCUGCAGGCCAAGGUCCACAGCGAAGGGCAGCAGGAGGCGCUGGAGGAAUUCAAGGCAUUUGUGGAUCUGACCUUCCCAGGCAGCGUCCUAGAAGAUGAGCACCAAGGUAUGGUGCAUUACCACCUACCUGGCCAUGACCUCAGUUGGGCAAAGGUUUUUGGUAUCCUGGAGAAAGCGAAGGAAAAAUACGGAGUGGAUGACUACUCAUUAAGCCAGAUCUCUCUGGAGCAAGUCUUCCUGAGCUUUGCCCACCUGCAGCCCCCCACUGCGGAGGAGGGGCGAUGAGGAGCCUCCUGCUGCCUGCAGGGCACCAGGCAGGGACAGGAUGAGCCAGCCAGUGCACUCUUGUGCAUCCUCUCCCUCUGAGUUUCUCUUUUCUUUUUAAUCACUCUUUUCUAUGAUGGACAUGGAAAAAAAUUGAGGUGGAAAGAAUCAUGCACAGAAUGGACUGAGUGUGUCAGUGUCCUGACGUAGGAGUCAGCAUGCGGAUUUCCACCCCUGAAGGCAAACAAACGCUCAGGAACUCAGGAACUCACACUCCUAGAUCCAGAACCUAUUCGGUAGUGUGUGCUGCUGGCUGUUGGCUUUGGGUGGAGAGCUGCCCCAACUAGGACUACAUCUGACCUGGAGGUGGAACUCCUCUGUGUGCUUACACCGAGAGGACUCAGAGAUUUCCAUGUGUCCACAUGACACUACUCUCCUGGGGAGAAAAAAAAAAGGAAUUCAGGCCUUUCAGGCUUCUGUGAAUGGACAGAAAAUUACAGACUACUAUCAAUGAAGGGACGACAUCAGCGUGACUCUGUGCUGAGACUUUAGCUUUCAGCGCAGCCCCAGAAGCAUCCUUGGAAUUGAUGCUCAGCUACACCAGGCCAAGCUGACCCCAGGCCAGAGGUCAAUCUUUGUCAUUGUCCAGAAGCAAUCAGCACAGGAAGAGGUAGUGACUAGACUCAGAGCACAGGCCUCUUCCCCCAACUCUGCACCUUCAGGAAGUCACUUGUCAUCUGCAGGACAUCUGCAGCUGUCUCUUGCAGAUUUACUAGACAUAAGGUGACUCUAACCAAGAAAUAAAGGUUGAGGGGAUAUGACCAUAAUUUUCAAGUCACAUGUGCAAUGGGGGAGGAGGUAUCCUGGGGCCCAACCCUCCCACAAUCCAACACAAGUCUUUUAUACCAAAUUUCAAACAAAAGUAGGAAUUUGCUUUUCUCGGUAGGGAGAAAAACCACAGGACUUACUGCCAUCAAGUUAAAGGCUUGUAAGACAAAUGAAAAAGCUAGUGAGUCCAGUGCCCAACUGACAGCUCUGCCUGCAACCCAGAAAACUGUGGGUUGGUUGAAGCAGGAGGCUGCAGACCUGGGUGGGCAGGUCUAGCUGUGGCAUUUCCAGAACGUUCUUCAGCAUCAGCCCCUCUUCUUACUUAUAUACUACUUAUGGUUUUCUAAAACUUCGUGAUUUGAAAUAUCU